UACUUGUUUUCAUUUAAGACAUUCGGACUUCUAAACCACCUGUUGUCAAAUGUAUCUGUCAAAGUCAGCAGGCCAACUAUCUGCUGAGUGUGUGGAGAAGAAAUGUCUUAUGAAGACAGUAUCGUACAUUUACUCACAUAUUUAAGAACCGAUUUUAGGAGUCCGAGGUCUGGUACCUACAGAACCUCAGAACCUGAACAUGGACCUCAGAAAAAAAGUGCUCCCGUCACCGAGUUUCAGAGGAUACUGAAACCCAUCUGGCAUCUCGUUUUGAUCGGAGUCCUGAGCGGGAUCCUCGGCAUGAUGGUAUUAAUUGUCAUCGUCGAGUGGAACACCAAGCAAAAUGUGUUGACAAGUCUAGAGCAGGUCAAAGUGGAGAUGAAGAACAACACCGAGAAGCUGCUAGAGGAGAAAAGCAGGAUUUCAGAGCAGCUGAACGUAACCAACACAAACUACUCCAUUCUGUUGGCGGAGUAUGAACGGCUGGUGCUGGAAAAUCCGUGCAAUUAUAGCCAGCUGGAGGAGAAAAUCAACAGCUUGAAUUUGGUCUUGCUCAGUCUUUAUAGGGAUAGAAUACAGGUUGAGGAGAGACUCAACCAGCUGACGGCCCAAAUAAAGUCUACCCAGAAAAAUGACCAGCAAACGGAGAAGGAGAUCAAGAGACAGAGUUCGAUCCUAUCCAUCAAGCAACUCGACUACAUCUGGGAUCUUUGUGACCGGACCACGCUGAAGUGCUCCCGCUGCUUCCCGGGGUGGACGGAGCAUGCUUCCCGGUGCUUCUUCAUGUCCAACGUGCAGAAGUUGUGGGAUAAUGCUCGCCUUGAGUGCUUCAACUACAAGGGAGACCUCGCUGUUGUCCGGAACGCCGCAGACCAGGCGUUCCUGACAAACAUGACAUUCCAGUUUGUAAAGGCAAAUCCCGGCAUGACCUUCUACUCGGCAUGGAUCGGGCUGCAGGACAUGGUCAGGGAAGGAGACUACUUUUGGGUCAAUGGAGAGGAAAUCAAUCCAGGUGUCAAUUACUGGAGACCUGGCGAGCCCGACAACGAACUAGCCACCGGGAACACUGACCCAGCCGGUCAGGACUGCGUGGCCAUUAUACCACCAGAUGAGGUGGGACGUGAGGGCUGGAUGAACAGCUGGGAUGACAUGAGUUGUAUUGAGGAAGGUCACUACAUCUGUGAGACUGAUGGCCUGAUUUUGACCUAGGAUGGAAGGAGUCCUGUUUUAAUCUGGCCACAAGACACAUGUGGGAGGAAAUAGUCGGAUCAGAGAGACUGAAAUGUAACUUUCUUGUUAAAAAAGUACAAAACUCUGAACAGACAAAGCUCCGAGUGAAAGAUUGCGGGGGCAGCAUCAUGCUGUGGGGAUGGGAUGGGGUAAUGAGAUGUUAGAUGAAGAUUAAAUAAAUAAUUCUAUACUCUGAGAAAUCUAAAAUUACAGAAGAAGCAAAAGAAUAAAAAAAAAAAAAAACAGACCUGCAACCGAAUCCCAGCUAACUGUUCCUGGUCAGGAAGCUAGUGUUUGCACUUCAGCACAGCUACCGGAUACAGGAAGUUAGAAAAGUUGAAAAUUUCAAUAAACCAUUGCAUUAAAAAAUUUAAUAAUACCUUAACAUUCACAACUAGUUAUCCAUGUUAUAACAGAAAAAUUUUAUAAAAUGUAUAAUUGUAUAAAAUAAAACAUUGUAAUUGUAUAUGAUGUAUAAUUGUAUAAAAUGUUACAGACUAAAGCCAGUUUGGAUAGGGUAACUUUUCAGUCCUUCCCAUUUUAAGACAAAUAAAG
Gambusia affinis (western mosquitofish) is the source of this 1785-nucleotide messenger RNA. Its product is annotated as low affinity immunoglobulin epsilon Fc receptor-like. Lineage: Eukaryota; Metazoa; Chordata; Actinopteri; Cyprinodontiformes; Poeciliidae. Bases 103 to 1209 code for a protein of 368 amino acids. The transcript has 2 exons. The record is from RefSeq and is a predicted model, not a curated record.